CUCCUUUAGCUUGCUAUAUCAUUAAGAUUUUCUUUUCUCUUAUUGUAAAUUUAUUACGAGUAUAUGAUUUGUGAUUUUGUUUCUAUGUUACUUUAAUUUAUAACCCGUUGAUACUAGUUCUGUUUUAAUCCAAUUCUGUUUUAGAGUACACAAUAUAUUGGUAAUGGGAUUAUGGGAUUCAUGAUGAAUCCAUUCAUGAAUCUUGCGAAUCGAUUAUGAACUCAGUGGGUUUAAACGUGGAAGGGAAGCUUGGUUCAGUGGUCAGAACACGAGUCAACGACACUAGCCUUUCCAUAGUUUGGUGGUGAUAAUUUCUAAAAAAUUAUAGGGUUUCUGAAGGGAUGAACAAUCGCAACAACAAAAGAACAUCAGUUUCGUGGAGCAAUUGAUUGGAGUUAUUUUGAUGGAUGAUGUUGAGCUAGUAUUUUCUAGUGCAAACAUUGGCGAUGAGAUUCCCAGUAGUGGAACAAUGGGGAGUUACAUAGAUGAAAUAUUGAAUGGUAAUACUAGUACCUGUAACCAUUUGCAGACAACUGGAGGCUCCAGUGAAGAAAAGAGUGGUUACAAAUACAAUGACGAUUCUUCUGAUUGCGAAGAACAGAAAACAUUGAAAAAAGGAGGUAAUAAUAGAGAAGCUGUUCGCAAGUAUCGUCAGAAGAAGAAAGCAAAUGCAGCUUUAUUGGAGAACGAGGUUUUGAAAUUGAGCGCCUUGAAUGAGCAAUUGUUAAAGAGGUUAGAGAGACAGUCUGUGUUGGAAGCUGAGAUUGCAAGGCUUAAGUGUCUUCUUGUUGAUAUAAGAGGAAGAAUUGAAGGUGAGAUUGCUUCUUUUCCAUAUCAGAAAAACCACUACCAGCCCUGAUUCCUGAUAUUGCCAACUUUAGAGUCUGAGGUCUGCACCCAAAUCAGGAUCGUUUUAUUGUAGCACAUAGAAUUCGACCAAAUACUGGCAGUUCAUCUGGCGAUGAUUGGAGAAAAAGGUGAUAAGUUGGUAUCUUUUUCUUUUAUUAGGAAUCUUAUUUAUGUUAUUACAGUGUUUCUAAUGAUAGCUUAUAUACAUUGGCAAACUAAUUGGAUUGAUUUGUUCUGUACUGGAUUCAGACUGUUUUAAUAGUGCUAAAUAUUAUGUAUCACAAUCUUGGAUUUUGUUAUUACAAACUAUGCACUGUUUUGUCUUUA
Messenger RNA from Spinacia oleracea (spinach), 1176 nucleotides. RefSeq names its product basic leucine zipper 23. Gene Ontology annotation, molecular function: RNA polymerase II cis-regulatory region sequence-specific DNA binding; DNA-binding transcription factor activity, RNA polymerase II-specific. Bases 404 to 859 code for a protein of 151 amino acids. Gene Ontology annotation, biological process: regulation of transcription by RNA polymerase II; DNA-templated transcription. The record is from RefSeq and is a predicted model, not a curated record. NCBI's taxonomy places the organism in Eukaryota, Viridiplantae, Streptophyta, Magnoliopsida, Caryophyllales, Amaranthaceae. The transcript is spliced from 2 exons.